Molecule: messenger RNA, 1605 nt
Organism: Mya arenaria
Lineage: Eukaryota; Metazoa; Mollusca; Bivalvia; Myida; Myidae
Exons: 1
Coding region: 1-1605 (534 amino acids)
Source: RefSeq, a predicted model, not a curated record
AUGGCAACCGCGGAUGGCUUAGAUGAUAAUUUACCAAAGAAGGACGACGACCUACAUUGUGAACCAUGUUUAAGUGAUGGACAAAGACGGAAUAUUGAAGGUUUUUGCAUCGAGUGCAAUGAAUAUCUGUGUCAUUCAUGCUUGGAUGCGCGCAGAAAAAUACGUGCAUUGAAAACUCAUCAUAUUAGAAGAGGAGAAGACAUACCAAGAAAGAAGCCCAAUAAUCUUAUUCAAAUUUCCUCUGAAAGCAGCUGCCAUGUACACACUGACAAUAAAAUAACAUCGUUCUGUAAAUCACAUAAGCAAUUAUGUUGUGACCAGUGUGUGAUUCUGGGGCACAAAGUUUGCACUGAUAUUAAGGCCAUCGGCAUUUAUUCCAAAGAAUUCGUGAACAGCGAAGACUUUAAAACGGCUUUUCAGAUGCUUAAGGACUUACAAUCCGCAUAUACCGCGAAGAAGAAAGAGGCAAACAUGAAUCUUGAGGAAGUUGAUCGUUAUUACCACAAGGCAAUGGAGACGUUUAAAGCUGAACUAGACAAAAUCAAGAUAUCAGAUAUAAGAACGUUAAAGGCUGUGGUCUCUACAUAUGACAGUGUUCUUGGCCAGCUUGGUUCCUGGUUUGAAAGUAUCGACACGUAUAAAAACAACAAUCAGGACAAUGAACUCGCCACCCUGGUGUUGAGGUCAAUAAAAGAUGUGGAUACGAUCAAAGAUAAUAUUCAAAGGUUAUGUAGCGACGACAGUAUUGUCAGAUAUGGCUUCGUGCCAGAUGAAACAUCACUGCUUCGUCUAGUCAAAGCACCUUUUCUUGUUCGGACGAUUACUAUCAAGCAUGAGAGUGACGAAAACACAUGUCAAAUCACAGACAUUGCGUUGUUACGAGAUGACCUGGUCUUAUUAGCGGACUACAUCAAUUUAAAACUAAAGAUAUUCGAUACUGGCAAUUCUACUCUUGUUUCAAACGUUAAAUUACAAUACAAUCCAUGGCAGAUAUCGGUUACAGAGCACGGUGAAGCAUACAUGGCAUAUUUUGGCUUACCUAAGAUACUCCACCUGAAGUCACCAGCGACAGACCUCACCACGUUCCGGGAGAUAGACGUAGACGGUAAAUGUUACGCCGUAGAAUGUUUCAACAAAACCCUGAAAGUUCAGUGUUUGACUCCUGCCAAAACUAUUGAAGUGGAUGGAGAAGGAAACCAAACCAGGAUUAUCAGCAAUGACUUAAGUAAGGAAACCAACGCGAAUGGAGAACAAUUUGUCACUCGUCCAUACUGGUCAACACAAGAUUCGACUACUGGGUCGAUGUACGUAUCAUGUAAUGGCAAAAAUUCAAUAACAGAAAUCAAAAGUGACGGUGGAAUUAAGUUAUUUGUGAAGUCAGACAAGCUGAAUUGUCCUAAUGGUCUGUGCAUGGACACUGAUGGUUCUAUACUUGUAUGUAGCUACAGUAGUAAGGACGUGUUAAGGGUAAAGAAAAAUGAAGACAUCCAGAGCGUAUUACCACAACCUUUGCACUUUAUCCCUAGGACAGUUGCUCUAGAUAAAAGAACAAAGCGUUUGUUUGUCGCUGGAGUUUCUGAUGAGAUGCAUGUGUUUCAAAUCUAA